AUGUUCAUUCCAGACAAAGAUGCUGGCGGUCGCAAAGGGCGAAAUAUAUUUGUUUCCCUUAUGAGAGCGGUAAAGUUGUUCGCGUUCUCUACCUUCACGCGUCUUACAUUUCAUAAUGAGGCUUUCCAUGACCCCAUCCGUUAUGCGUGGGCGAAACGCCACACCAAAGAUUCAUGGCAAGAACGGUAUAAGAAAAACGCUGCCGCUCUCGAUGCACGCAUCUCUGAAAUUGUUGCUCUCGAAAAACCAAACCCACGUCAACUUUGGCCUCAAGAUCGACGGCUUAACAAGGGCGCAGCCAGAAGACGUUCGGCUCAUAUUGAACUGGAGGAAGAGGAGGAGGAGGAGGAAGAAGAGGAAGACGGACCAGAAAUGGACGAGCUGGGGGAAGAAGAACCAGAGACGGGCGGGCCAGAGCAGGAGGAGCUAGGGGGAGAGGGAGAAGAACGGGAGACGGGGAGGCCAGAAGAACCUAUUGAGGGGGGUGUAACGGAAACGUCGCGUCGCAAGCGAAAAUCAGGGAACGAGCCGGUCUCUAAGGCGAGUUUGAAGAGGAAGAGAGUUGAUCAACAAGACAUUGUCAGUUCAAGAAGCAAAGGACCAUCGAAUGGGGACGAAGGACAAAGAACGGAAGGCUCACAAGACUUUGUACAAGAGGCGGAGGACGGAGAACCCUCCUUGCACAACUCCUUAUUCAGCGCAGUUGAUUAUACGUUCAACGAGCCUAGCUCUCCUGAACCACAAGAACACGCGGCCGCAUCCUCAAAUAGCACACCCCCUACCAAUUCCGCACUCCUCCCCACACAAACAACUUUAGUCGGUACCUCCCCCAUUGCUCCAACCCAACCUAGCAAGAGACGCCGGACGACAGAGGCCCGCUCAUAUCCGGCGGAACCAGAGGCCCCAUAUCGCAAUACUCGCUCAAGAUCCCGGUCUGUCCAGCCUCCCGUUAGGCCAGCCCCUCCCAAGAGGCGGGGGACGAAACGAAAAACUGAUGAUGCGGGGGACAAGCCACCACUAGAGCCCGUCAACGAGGCGUUUAAUGAUGAUAAAGUCAAUCCAGUCGAGCCUGAUAAUGUGGAAGUCAUUCCAGCUACACCUGACGAUGUGGAGUUCAGUUUACCUGACCCUGGUAAUGCCCCUGACAACGCGGACGUUCCAGUCCCCGAAACUUUGAUGGAAGAAAUGUAUGUUGAGGACCAGCUUCUUGCAGACAACAGCGUUCUCAGCGCUCUCACAAACCGCGAUACCAUUUCACAAGCACGGGUUACCCGCCAUCGAACAAUCUCUAUGGCCACUGAUGACGCUCAAACCCACAUUGCACUGCGUGCCCGUCCACUUCCCGCAGUCCCAAGCUCACGGGCAUCUUCAGCUUUCGAGAUCGACCCAGCACAUAUGCUCAUGCAAUUCGAACGUGCAACCACCAGAGUCUCUCUACCCCUACUAAACCCCCACCCACCCGGAGUUCAAGCCUCCCAUUCACACCCUCGACAAAGUGAACCCUUUCCACGUCAUCUGCGAUCUAUGACUCCUGUGCCAAGCACACCAGUUCCUAAUGUUGCCUCAAGGAAAAGGAAAGAGUCUACUUCAAGUGUUGAUUCCUUCCCCGUCGCGGGGACGAGAGCCAGCGCAGUCAAGAAGAAGCUUGAACAGCAGGAGAAGACUACGCCGUAUAAACCACCCGCUGGGUCAAGGGCGGCGCAACGGCUGGCAGAAAUGGCUAGGCAAGAAUAA
This is a messenger RNA of Laccaria bicolor S238N-H82, 1734 nucleotides long. RefSeq lists its product as uncharacterized. Lineage: Eukaryota; Fungi; Basidiomycota; Agaricomycetes; Agaricales; Hydnangiaceae. The record is from RefSeq and is a predicted model, not a curated record. Bases 1 to 1734 code for a protein of 577 amino acids. The transcript is spliced from 3 exons.